AUGUUCAGCCAAAAAAAAGAGCGCGUGGGUCAGGUGGCACUGGUACAUUUUUAUAUGGACGACAUGAUGGUGGAGGGGAAGGAAGAAUUCACGUGGAGUCUCCUGACCUUCUACAACUUUGAGAUGCUGCUCUCCAUCGGAAGCCUGGCAGCCAACACAUUGCUACUCUGUACGCUGAAGCGGUUUUCCGUCUUCCAUGAUCACCUACGAGUCAUCUGCAUCCACAUGACGUUCACGAUAAUCCUCUCAUCCGUCUACUCUCUCCUUCGAGCGAUCGUGGGAACCUAUCAGCUUUUCGUCCCUGGGAGCCAGAUCCCGGAUACGGACGAUUCCUGCGACCUAUCAGAAGCGAUGCCAUUUUCACUAUGCUUACAGCUCUGUAUACUGUCGAUAAUUCUGAGCGUAGAGCGCUUCUACGCUACUAUGAAUUAUCACAGAUAUGAGGAUGAGAAUGUGGAGAAACCGCUACGUUAUCUGCUACUGGUUACGUGGAUGCCCAUCGUCCUCCCACUAGCCCACAUCCUCUCCUCAGUAUAUUUCCACGAGGAUAUGCAAGCUUGCGGUCGUCGAUUGAAUACUCGAUCGCUGCUCUCCAGAAAUAUCGGCAUCGUCAUCGCCAUCAUCUUCAGUUUCAUCUUCACCGCCGUGUUUUUGAGCCUGAAAAUGCUCAACGGCCAGCGCCAAAUCGAGUAUAUUCGGCAUCACUACCGGUCGUUGUCGACGAGAUUUCAGAUCGGAGAAAACCUUCGCACCUGCGGGGUGAUGUCCUCGAUGCAUCUGCUGAGUCUUAUGUUUUUCGGGACAGCUUUUGCUCUGGAUCUUUUCAUUUCUGGCGAUCCAAAAGCGACGGAUUCGAUGAGGGAAUUUCCCCACAUCCUGCUCCCAGUUUUCGCCUGCCUAUUUCCGACCAUUUUUGUCGGCAACGACAGGCCGUUGCGUGGGAAAUUCACAGCCGUUUUCUCAUCACUAUUCAUCGCGGCGCCGAUCGAGAAGUCCCUGAUGGCAACGGCU
Molecule: messenger RNA, 1011 nt
Organism: Mesorhabditis spiculigera
Lineage: Eukaryota; Metazoa; Nematoda; Chromadorea; Rhabditida; Rhabditidae
Source: the annotation of a GenBank genome assembly